ACAAUGAAAUUCCAGCAAAUCCACUGAUUUGCGAUGGCCGCCCGGACGCCAGCGGCGGCGGCGGCGGCGUCAUCUUUUCUACGCUCCGUGCCACCGCGCAACGCCGCCGGUCGCCUCGCGUGGUUCCUGGGCGGCGCCUCCGCUGCUUCCUCCGAUGCUGGGAUUGGCUCGGGGGAGUUCGUCGCGUGGCACAACGGCGGCGGAAUCCUGCACAGGGCCGCGUCCGUUGACCCCACGGCGGUGGUGGAGGCCGGCGCCGUCGUGCACUCCGGUGCUGUUCUUGGUAAGGACGUCGUCGUCGCGUCAGGUGCCGUCGUCGGGCCCUCGGUGUCCGUCGGGCAGUCCACCAAGAUUUGGUACAAUGUUGUUUUGAGCAAUUGUUCGGUGGGCGAGUUCUGCACCAUCCACAACGGCUCCUGCAUUGGGCAAGACGGUUUUGGUUUCUUUGUGGGGGAGGAUGGACAGGUCAAGAAGAAACCACAGAUGUUGCAUGCAAGAAUUGGAGAUCAUGUGGAGAUAGGCGCAAAUACAUGCAUUGACAGAGGCAGUUGGAGAGACACGGUGAUUGGAGAUGAAACCAAGAUUGACAAUCUGGUUCAGAUAGGUCACAAUGUGGUUAUUGGAAAAUGCUGCAUGAUUUGCGGACAAGUAGGAAUCGCUGGUUCUGCGACGUUGGGGGACUAUGUAACAUUGGGCGGAAGGGUGGCAAUUCGGGAUCAUGUGUCCAUUGCUUCAAAGGUUCGACUUGCAGCAAACAGUUCAGUGACAAAGGAUAUACAGAAGCCCGGUGACUAUGGUGGAUUUCCAGCAGUCCCUAUAAAUGAAUGGCGCAGGCAAACUGCAAACCUGCGCAUGUUUUCGAAGAAAAAUGGUGACAGAAGAUAGUAUGUGCACAAAUCCUGCGACGCCGAAACAGAAUGUUAUAGUCCAAUUUUUUUUUGUUGGUAAUCUAGGCUUGUAGUUUGCCCACUGAAGCUGGCUGAUGUAAUACCUCUUUGUCUAGGGGAAUCAAUAUAUCUUUUACUUCAAGAGGCUUUUUAUAGUCCUUGAGAAUAUACAUGCAUAUUCAAUCAUUUGAGAAGUAUUUAAAAUUUGGUUUGAUAUCUUCUGGUU
Molecule: messenger RNA, 1113 nt
Organism: Oryza brachyantha (malo sina)
Lineage: Eukaryota; Viridiplantae; Streptophyta; Magnoliopsida; Poales; Poaceae
Product: probable UDP-3-O-acylglucosamine N-acyltransferase 2, mitochondrial
Exons: 10
Coding region: 34-885 (283 amino acids)
Biological process (GO): lipid A biosynthetic process
Source: RefSeq, a predicted model, not a curated record